GUCCGCAGUCCGUUCCGGAUUCCGGAGUCCAUUCCAUUCAUUCGUUUCGGUUUUCAUUGGUUUUCUCGUGCUGUUAGGCUUUAGUGGUUAGUGGUGCACGUGAAAACUCCUCGUGGUAACAGUAACAGUAAUAGUAACAGUAACAGUGACGAAAAGAGAAAAAGUCACGCGUCCUGUUGGCCAGUCACAUCUUUUCAAGUUAAUAUUGAACUAUGUCGUGGAUUUUUGGAUACCGUAACGCACAACCACAAGACUUUUCGCAGUUCGUGCAAGUGCCGGCGUCCGGUAAUGCUGCUGGCGAUGGAGAUGGACCCCGUAUACCGCCGACUACCAAGUCUCAAAUGGAUGCCUACCGAUUCGAUUCGAGUGCGCUGGAGAGAGCGGCAGCAGCUGCCAAGGAACUCGAAAGAUCCCAGCAUGCCAAAGAAGCAUUGGAACUUUCUAAGCUGCAAGAAGCAACCAAACAGGUUGAAAUGCAAACGAAAUUGAAAGAAUACGAGGCCAGCAUUGAGCAAAUGAAAGGAGAUCAAAAACGUAUAGAAGGGGAAGAAAGAAGGAAAACUAUGCAAGAAGAAACUAAACAGCACCAAAUGAGAGCUCAGUAUCAGGAUCAGCUCGCGAGAAAGCGAUACGACGAUCAAUUGAUACAGCAACAGAGAAUGAACGACGAGAAUUUAAGGAGACAAGAAGAAUCAGUAGCGAAACAGGAAGCGAUGAGAAAAGCUACGAUAGAACAUGAAAUGGAUUUGAGACACAAAAACGAAAUGAGGAAGUUGGAGGCAGAGCUCAAAGCCAAAGCAAAGAUCGACAGAGAAAAUCAGGAUUUGAAUCUAGAACAAAUCAGGUUAAAGGCAUCCGAGAAAAGAAUCACAGUUUUGGAGUCUAUAAAAACUGCAGGUUCGGUAUUAGGCUCCGGUGCAACAGCUCUUUUGCAAGACUGGGAUAAAAUAGUUGCUGCCGCUGGUGGCUUAUCUCUAUUAGCUUUCGGCGUGUACACGGCAAAAGGCUCAACGGGAAUUGCAGCGCGAUACAUAGAGUCGCGCUUAGGGAAACCCUCUUUGGUUCGAGAAACUUCUAGGUUUACGGUACUCGAUACAUUACGACACCCUGUCCUAGCGGUGAAGAAACUGAAAAAUAAACAGACGGACGCUCUGUCCGGCGUUGUUUUAGCACCAAAACUUGAAGAAAGAUUACGCGAUAUCGCGAUAGCUACGAAAAACACGAAACAUAAUCGUGGUAUGUAUAGAAAUAUAUUGAUGCACGGUCCGCCGGGAACCGGUAAGACUAUGUUUGUUAAAAAAUUGGCGGAACACUCGGGUAUGGACUAUGCAAUUGUAACUGGUGGUGAUUUGGCACCGUUGGGUCGAGACGGCGUAACUGCUAUUCACAAAGUCUUCGAUUGGGCGGCAACGUCCAGAAAAGGACUUUUGCUCUUCAUCGACGAAGCGGAUGCCUUUUUGAGAAAGCGAUCGAGUGAACACAUUUCAGAGGAUCUGAGAGCAAUGUUAAACGCAUUUUUGUAUAGGACGGGUGAACAGAGUAACAAGUUCAUGUUAGUUCUUGCUUCUAAUACUCCGGAGCAAUUUGAUUGGGCCGUAAAUGAUAGACUAGAUGAAAUGGUAGAGUUUCGUUUACCGGGACCAGAGGAACGCGAACGUCUAGUUCGUCUUUAUUUCGAUAAAUUUGUCCUUCAACCUGCAAUCGAGGGCAACAAGAGAUUGAAGAUUGCACAAUUCGAUUAUAGCACGCUUUGUAGUAAAAUAGCUCAAAUGACCGAGGGAAUGUCCGGAAGAGAAUUAGCAAAAUUGGGUGUUGCGUGGCAAGCGGCUGCGUAUGCUUCCGAAGACGGAGUGCUAACGGAACAAAUGGUUAUAGAUAAGUGCAUGGAAGCCGUCAAGCAACAUAAGCAAAAGGUACAAUGGCAAAGCGAACAAGAGAAGCAAGAAGCAAAAUCAAUUUAUGCCACAGAGAAGGAAAUAGUUCAACCGAUAAAAUCGAAACCUAUGAUCGAAUCAGCAUCGGAGACCUCAGUCGCGACGGCUUAAUAGAGAAGCACAAUCGCGUCAACAUUUAAAAUACAAUAUUUUAAUAAGAAACGAUUUAUUACUAAGUGGAGACGAAAAAGGUACAAAUAACAAUGUUAAGAAGACGAAUUAAAUGUACAGUUUUCGUUUUCUAAGCAAGCCGGGCGUGUAUAAAUAUUGUUAAGUAACGGUA
Molecule: messenger RNA, 2217 nt
Organism: Hylaeus volcanicus
Lineage: Eukaryota; Metazoa; Arthropoda; Insecta; Hymenoptera; Colletidae
Gene: bor
Product: ATPase family AAA domain-containing protein 3A homolog
Exons: 4
Coding region: 213-2045 (610 amino acids)
Biological process (GO): mitochondrion organization
Cellular component (GO): mitochondrion
Molecular function (GO): zinc ion binding; ATP binding; ATP hydrolysis activity
Source: RefSeq, a predicted model, not a curated record